CGAAUCGAGGCAACAACAACAACAUUCGACUCGGCUUGAGUGCAUCAAGUGACUGAAAUGCCUGCAAUCCAGGGGAAGUGAUGUAAUUGUUCCUGCUUCUCCUGACAAGAGAUAACAGCCAUUUCUCCUGUGCAUUCCUGUAUUCCCUGCCCAGCUGCAGUCUGGCGCCGAGUACUCCUAUGAUUGUCAUCGUGCCAUUUAUUGUGCGCAGAAGAGGUCGGUAGGAAGAUAUACCUUGGUGCAAAGUGCAACGAAAAUCUCCUAAGAUGACUUCAGCGGCAUUUUUGCGGGGAUCCAGCAAUUUUGUGUGGAUAACUACCAGUGUGUUGGGGAAAGGUGCAACAGGUGCUGUCUACCAAGGUGUUAACAAAAACAAUGGGGAGCCAGUGGCUGUUAAAACAUUUAACCAGGUUAGCCACCAGCGCAGUUCUGAGGUUCAGCUGCGAGAGUUUGAAGUUAUUCAAAGAGUAAAACAUGAGAAUAUUGUCAAACUUUUAGCCAUUGAAGAUGAACAAGAUGGUCGUGGGAAAGUCAUUGUCAUGGAACUGUGUACGGGAGGGUCAUUGUUUACAAUUCUCGAAGAUCCCGAAAAUACGUACGGAUUGCAAGAAGAGGAAUUUCUUCUUGUCUUGAGCCAUCUUACUGCUGGUAUGAAGCAUCUUCGGGACAACAAUCUGGUUCACCGUGAUCUAAAGCCUGGAAACAUCAUGAAAUUUAUUGCAGAAGAUGGACGCACCAUUUACAAAUUGACAGAUUUCGGUGCUGCAAGAGAAUUACAGGAAGAUCAGAAAUUUGUUUCUCUGUAUGGUACCGAAGAAUAUCUUCACCCAGAUCUCUUUGAACGUGCUGUGCUCAAGAAGCCUGUUGGCACAGCGUUUGGUGCCACUGUAGAUCUGUGGUCCAUUGGAGUCACCCUCUACCAUGUUGCCACAGGUAACUUGCCUUUCCGCCCAUUUGGUGGUCGUCGUAACAAAGAGACCAUGUUCUUCAUCACGACAAAAAAAGCACCUGGAGUCAUAUCAGGCAUUCAAUUGAGAGAUAAUGGACCUAUUGAGUGGAACAGUGACCUUCCAAGCAACUGUCGACUCAGUGCUGGUUUGAAGAGACUAGUCAUUCCUCUUUUGUCUGGACUGAUGGAGACAGAUCACCAUCGAGUGUGGACUUUCGAUGGCUUCUUUUCUGAGGUCACUAACAUUUUAUCACGUAAAUUGUUGCAUAUAUUCUAUCUGAACAGGGCUCAAACUGUAAGAGUGUAUUUGCAUCCAGAAGGAACAUAUCAGGAAGUCCAGAGUUUAAUCAUGAAUCAAACUGAUGUUGCUCCCAACAAUCAGAUUCUACUUCUAAAGGAUCAGCCUCUUCUGGCUGUUGUGGACGAAAACACCCCUGGUCGUGGAUAUCCCAAGAUUGAUGAAGAAUGUCCAAUUAUGCUUCUGAGUAAGGAUAACAACAAUGUGAUUCAAAUGCCAGAAAACCCUCUGCCGGAUUUUCCCAGUUUUCCAAAUUUGGUCUCAGUAGAAAAUGAUGCCAGCAUAGCCAAAGUUUCUUGUAGUGUAGGACAUGAGUGUAAGAGACGUAUUGAAAAAUUAGCUCAGACAAGCCGGUUAAAUAGCCUUUGUGUUGAAGUCAUGUCGGCAGUUGUGAGCAAAGAUCUUGAAAGAGUGCUUGAACGCAGCGAAAAGCUUCAAGCAUGUUCCUUAUAUGUACGAGACAUAGUAAAUGUAACUUCAAGAUCUCACAAUGCGAUUCGUGAGCUUGAUAGUGCUGUGGAAAAUGAUCAAAUGGCAACAGCUACUGAUUGGAAAACUGAACUGAAUACACUCACUCAAGAACUCAGUGACAACCUAGCUCCAGCAAUCAAGCUACUUCAUGACCGUUAUGUUACUGAGCGAACUCUCCUUCGAGGCUGGUCUGCUGUGUCAAGAGAAGCAGUUUGCCCAUCAGAAGCACGCAUGCCAAACAUUGCUAGGACUCUGGUGGACCGUCUCAGAGAAUCAUGGCAGCAUCUGCUCAGAGACAAAGCUACAAGAAGUCUAACUUACAAUGAUGAACAAUUCCAUGUUCUGGAGCGGAUUAAGGUAGUAGAUGCUGGAAGACAGCUUCGUCUACUACUAGACCAGAAAGCAAGCCCUCCACUAGUUCAACAAGCUGACAACAUGGCUGACUGGUAUAAAAUGGCUCAAACUGUUUUUCUUCAAACUCAGAUAUUAGAAAAAGAUGUCACACAGUAUGAGCAUCACUUGGAGCAAUUUAAAUGUAGAGUUGUUGAAGCAGAUCGCUCUAUACACGACAAGCUCCUAACUAGACAGCUCACUCAAAAGCUUCGAGGUGAAACAAGGAAAGAAAAACCGUCCAAGUAUCCUUUCCGCAGUAAGGAAGAGUCAGUGAAAUUUAACAAUGCUAUUGAACAAAUGAUUAACUUAAGAAAAGGACUGAAUGAUACAGUUGUUGAAAAUAACCACCUGGUUAAUCAACUUCAAGAAAUCACUUCAAGCCUUCAGAUACUAAGUCCUUAGGUAGACUGUUGUGGGUGGAAACUUAAAUUUUGUGGAAAUUCAGGGUUGUUUGUUACUAAGUUAAAUGAGAUUUAUUGUUCUUCUUUUGUUUCUGAGGAAAUAUUAUUAUAAGCUCAAGGUGAGAAGCCUUUUUUUGUUGUUGAAAGAAUGCCUCCAGAAUGGUGGCUAUGAUUGUUCCUCAGGAUACUUGGUUUUUCUCUAGUAUUCAUGCAUCUGUGAUUGUGGAGUGAUAACAGUUUUGGUUGAGAGGUUUUCCUCUGCAGCAAUGGGAAUGCACACUUUGUCCAAUAUUAGAUAAGUUUUGCUGUGACUCCUAUACACAAAGGUCAAUGUUCAUUCCAGCUAAUAUUUCCCAGUUGAUUGAUCAUGGUUUGUUCUUUUUCUUCUUUAGUUUCUGUUGCAAGAAGCUGAUGUGGAUUAUAUAAUUAUUAUAUCCAGCACUUGUAUUGUCUGUUUCUGAUCAGCAUGAUUUAGAUGUCACUGAGGUGGACCCUCCAAAGUCAGUUAAUCCUCUGCUUGUAUUUGUAAGACUAUUAGCAUUAUGUUGUAUUUUGUAUUUUCAUUAUAUUAUCACCUGUGGUACCUAUUUCUUAUUUGUGUUGCAAGUGUGAGAAGUUUUGUACAGUUGCAUCAGCUCUUUACCAAGCUAUGCUCCUAUUUUACUUAUCGUACAUUAUUGGCAUCCUACAAUCUAUCAAAUCCCGGUCCCAUUGUGAAAAAUAAACCAUCAGAAUUUAAAGAAAGUUGAUAUUGUUAUCAUUAUGUAUUUUGAAACUGUGCAGCUAUAAAAAGUUGUUGAAUAAUUUUAAGUUUAAUUUCUUCAAAAUAAAAACUUUAUUUCACAAACAUA
This is a messenger RNA of Thrips palmi, 3363 nucleotides long. RefSeq names its product inhibitor of nuclear factor kappa-B kinase subunit epsilon (gene IKKepsilon). Gene Ontology annotation, biological process: peptidyl-serine phosphorylation. The transcript has a single exon. Bases 267 to 2513 code for a protein of 748 amino acids. Gene Ontology annotation, molecular function: ATP binding; protein serine/threonine kinase activity. Gene Ontology annotation, cellular component: cytoplasm. Lineage: Eukaryota; Metazoa; Arthropoda; Insecta; Thysanoptera; Thripidae. The record is from RefSeq and is a predicted model, not a curated record.